Messenger RNA from Echinococcus granulosus, 2889 nucleotides. RefSeq lists its product as hypothetical. The record is from RefSeq and is a predicted model, not a curated record. NCBI's taxonomy places the organism in Eukaryota, Metazoa, Platyhelminthes, Cestoda, Cyclophyllidea, Taeniidae. The coding region runs from base 1 to 2889 and encodes 962 amino acids. The transcript is spliced from 13 exons.
AUGAAGCCACCUUUUUUCCCAUCGGUGGUGGCUGCAUACCUUCACUUUCUACUCUUGCUCCCUCUAUCCCUUCCUUCCCUGAGCACCUCCAGUGACAAGCACUUGGUCUUUGCAGGGGCCUGCAACAAGGAGUCGCCCAGCUUUUGUGACCGAAUCGUUCGCAACUCGGUGUGCAACAGGGCAAAAAAUGAGUGCUUCUGUCGAAAAGGCUUUGUCGCUGUGAAGGAGGGGGAUAGUGUCGCAUGCAAAACACUGCUCACCGACCUCAAGUGUCGUGUGGAUGCGGACUGUGUGCAUAUAAAUCGGAGCAGUUGCCAUCCCGGUGCGGGAUUCUGCACCUGCCCUGGAAACACCGUCUUCGUACCCCAACUGAACGCCUGCAGGACGAAGCUGUUCGAACGGAAGAGUCUGACAUGCGCCUCGUGUCUGCAGGAGGGUGGAAGUUGUUUCGCUUUCGAUGAAAGCGACAACUUCCGAACCGAAGGAGCACCGCCGUUCGAGCGAUAUGGUUGUGUGUGUCCCAACUUGCGAACAAAUGCACAAUUUCGUGAGCCCUCACGACCUCAGCGGAUCUGUGGAGCUCAGUUGGUUGAUAUUGGGCAGUUGUGCAAUGAUGAGGAUCUACUCUGUCGGUCCCCUGUUGCAACUUGCAGCCUCCUGGAGGAGACUGCCUGGUCGGAGAUGAGCUACCACAACGAUGCCAACUUCGGCAUAUGCACCUGCCCAGUAGAGCAUACUCCGGUCUUCCAGAAGCUCCUACGCUACUUUGAGUGCUUUCCAAAGUUGAGUUUGCAAGAAAAAUCCUGUCAUCAGUGUAUUAAGAACGGGGGUGAGUGCUACCGACUGACGGAGACAAGAACUGACUGCAAAUGUCCCCUGGACCGAUCCAACUCUCACACAUCUGACAUUGCUGACAGCGGUGUUUGCCGGUUCCGACAUGUUCAGACCGUAUGUGAGAAUGCUAUUUUGCUGGUGUGCUACGUGCCCCACUGGGAAGCACCCUACGAGGAGAUGGCAGGCCGAAUGGACUCGGGAAUGGCAAAAGCGCGUCUCGAGCCCUCCUCCUGGGCCGUUGGCACUGCUGACCCCUCCGCCAGAGCGACGUGCUGUCUCAAGAAGGCGACCCACUUGGAGGAGCGUGACCUCGACUUCUCCAAUCCCGCUCCAUCCACCGCCACUAUUACCGAUCUCUGGAGGACCAUGUUGCUCAAACUCUCCCUCCGCAGCCCUGCUAUCCGAAAUGCCACAUUCAACACGCCUUACUGCACCCAAAUUGAUCUCGUCAACGACCCUCCUGCUGGCUGUGGCAUCAGGAUACACGACAUAGGAGGUGGAAGAGCGAAAUAUCAGGGAACAGUUGAGGUUGUGAUGGAGGAGUCCCUUCUUAAUCCCGCCAGAGAGUUGCGUCUCACCUUUUCAUGCAUCGAUCACAGACUUGCAAGAGAGCGCCGCGAGGAGAUUCUUCAGCACAGAGAAGUCGACGUCAACGUCAGCAUGACGAUCGUGAAUGAGCAUCUGCGGGAGGUGGAGCAGGUGGAGGAGGGCGAAAACAUUUCACUGCGAUUCAACCUCCUCCCCAGUAAUAGCGAUGCAAAAGACUCCAUCGCGGUGGAGAGUUGUUUUGCCUCGAUGAGCGGCUCGCAGUUUUCUUCCCCCUCCAUCUACUCGGGUUUCCCCAUUUAUGCGGCAGGCAUACAUGACCCCGUACCUUUUGAGACACCCGUCAUUCACUUUCAGGAGAAUCUGGACUGUGCCAAUCCGGCAGAGGCCUACAGCGGAAGUAAGCGGUGGGGCGUCAAGUAUCGCCUCUUCGACCGUUGGGUGCAUCUCAACAUUGUCCCCUCGCAAAAAAAAUCAUUGCUACUAGCAGGGCUGGUGGUGGGGCGAGGCAAUGCGAAUCCGAAGCUGAAAGCGCAAGGGGAGGAGAGGGUUGUCGCGGAUGGAGGGGGUCCCUGCAGGUACGCCGUAUGUCUCACGCAGACUCAACUCAUCACCGUCUCCGUCAUCACCACUGUCAUCAUCGUCGUGGUGCUCGCCAUCUCACUUAUCGCUCUCAGGCGCCAAAACCAAUUUAGACGCAGUGAAAUACGGGCCGCGAAAAAGCCGAAUUGCACCACCUACGAGUACGUCAACUGGUCAGUACCAGUGACCAGUCGAGAAUGGAGCAAUCAGACCUCGAUAUUUCAGCCUCUAGUGCUGACCGAUUCUACGAUCCAGGGCAACCCUAUGGCUUCCAUUGCCCCCAGUGUCUACUCCAACCCCCAGGCGCGGAACACCGCAUUCAUCCGCAGUCCUAACAACGCAAUCAACCUAUUUCAUACUGCAUCAGCAGUGGAAACUGAGGCUAAGUGUCGCAGUUUCUCCGAAAAGAGACGCACGUCUACCUCCGAGGCCGGGGCGUGGACCGUCUCUUGCCCCACCGCCGAUGGCGUAGCAGGCAAGAAGACCUUUACCAGUGCUCUCAACGAGAAUGGACCCUUUGAGUUGCAGCCUGUUGAGCUCUACGGAACAGAGACGAAGGGCUCCAUGGGUCUCUACGCUCCUUUUCUGUGCAUUCGGGAGACAAGUACCAUAAAAAAUGACACACGCAGCACCGACUGUUUUGUGGUGGCUAAUAACAAUAGCGGUGUUCAGGAAAGCGACCCCUCUACGAAGACACAGUUUAUUCUACAAAAGGCGUCAUCUAGUAGCUCACAAACCGCACCAACACAGUCGGCGACGCUUCAGCGUAUGUACAUUAGGCCUAACAUCGGUCGAACUGAGAUCGACACAACUGCGAUCAAACAUUUUUCUUCCAUGAAAUUCCUUACCCGAUCUGAAGAUGAGGUCAAUGAGCGCGAGGUCUCGCUUUCCCCGAAUAAUAUCCUAAAUGAUGAACAAAAUGUCUGA